AUGCCGUCAGGCGAGGAAGAAGAGCAAUUUCUGAUGGGCCCGUCCAGCCCGGCAGAAGUUCAGUCUAAAGAGCAAAUCGCGACCGGAAAGCAAUCCAAUGCCUCCAUCGUUUAUGGGACUUUCUUUGGUAUGUCCAGCGCUGCCGUCAGCUAA
Molecule: messenger RNA, 153 nt
Organism: Aspergillus melleus
Lineage: Eukaryota; Fungi; Ascomycota; Eurotiomycetes; Eurotiales; Aspergillaceae
Exons: 1
Coding region: 1-153 (50 amino acids)
Source: RefSeq, a predicted model, not a curated record